UUUUAUAUAUCAAAGUAAAUUACCCGGUGCUAGUUUACAUUUAUCACUUGAUGUUGCUGGAGUAUCUUCGAGUGAAAAAAUGAUGACAACCCCCACUAUGAUGGCAGGAAAGUUAUAUAAAUUUAUUCCAGAAAAUCAAAAUGGACGUUUUUAUCCUUUUAUUAUGUAUGGUGCUAAAGCCACUCUUCCUACUGGUGAAGGUGAUAUUACUGAUGCUCUUUCUUUUAUUGAUGAUGGUGGUAUUUCUUGGACUGGUAAUGCGGGAAUACCACAAGAAGAAGAAGAAAUUAUUUUGGAUAAUGCCAAUGUUGAUUUACAGGAUGUUAUUCGUGAUAAUGUGAAAAUAAAAGUUCGUGUUGGUCGUGGUAUUGUAGUUGGAGGAUUUCAGGGGUCAGAUGCUGCAGAUGUUGAAGCUGCAUAUAAACAAGAACUUGCUAAUCAUACCAGUGUUGAUAGUGAUGGUUCGUACAUUAUGAAAAUUAUGGGUUAUAUUACUGUUAGAUUUAAACAAUUACGUUCAUCUCCACUUGAAAUUGUUGAAGCAUAUAAUUUUGUUCGUUGCCAAUCAUCUUGGAAGGAUACUCAGACAGGUCAAACUGUUUCUCAUGAUAGUGUAAUUUCGUUAAAUGGAUUAGGUCAAUUUGUUCAAGACGGUGUUAGUGGGUUUGUUAUUGAACGUGGUGAUGGAGAAUCUUGGAGUGAUGCUCUAAAACGUUAUGGUUAUGAAAAUUUGCCUGUUGACACUUUCAUGACUCUUGGUUCUCUUGCUGAAGGAACGGGUAUUACUUCUUAUGUGUGUAACUUAGCUAAAAGAGGAGUUAAAAGUGUAAUUGGUCCUUUAGUUGAAAGUGCUCUUUCUGAUGCUAUACCUGGUUAUAAUACGGCUAAAGUGUUGGUAGGUUAUGCUUAUACUGGUAUUUCUGAGGGUAUGCAGUUUAUUGAUAAUAAUACAUAUUUGAGUGCUGGUCGAGAUGCAUUGGAAUCUGUUUUAAUUGGUGGUUUGAGGAAAGUUGCUGGUGAUGAAGUUGUUGAUUUUUUAGUAUGCUACUUCGUUAUAUCUAGACUAUAUCAU
Messenger RNA from Entamoeba dispar SAW760, 1072 nucleotides. RefSeq lists its product as uncharacterized. The transcript has a single exon. Lineage: Eukaryota; Evosea; Mastigamoebida; Endamoebidae. The record is from RefSeq and is a predicted model, not a curated record. The annotation marks the transcript as partial.